Columba livia (rock pigeon) is the source of this 4978-nucleotide messenger RNA. It is a transcript of the gene GPD1, whose product is annotated as glycerol-3-phosphate dehydrogenase 1. Gene Ontology annotation, biological process: carbohydrate metabolic process; glycerol-3-phosphate catabolic process. Bases 114 to 1163 code for a protein of 349 amino acids. The record is from RefSeq and is a predicted model, not a curated record. Gene Ontology annotation, cellular component: cytosol; glycerol-3-phosphate dehydrogenase (FAD) complex. Gene Ontology annotation, molecular function: protein homodimerization activity; NAD binding; glycerol-3-phosphate dehydrogenase [NAD(P)+] activity. Lineage: Eukaryota; Metazoa; Chordata; Aves; Columbiformes; Columbidae. The transcript has 9 exons.
CGUUCCCCGGGGCUGAGGCGGAGCUGGAGGCGGGAUGGGGCGGCCCCUGCUCCAAGCGCCCUUGAAAUAGCAGCCGUGGGCUCAGCGCCACACAGUGCCCGGCUCCCUGCACCAUGGGCGGUAAGAAGGUUUGCAUCGUGGGCUCUGGGAACUGGGGCUCGGCCAUUGCCAAGAUCGCCGGCAGCAACGCGGCGCAGCUGAGCACCUUCGAGAACCAGGUGAACAUGUGGGUGCUGGAGGAGGAGGUGGGCGGCCGGCGCCUCACCGACAUCAUCAACACGGAGCAUGAAAAUGUCAAAUACCUGCCAGGGCACAAGCUGCCCCCCAACUUGGUGGCAGAGCCAGACCUGCUGAAAGCCUGUGCUGGGGCCGACAUCCUCCUCUUCGUGGUGCCCCAUCAGUUCAUCGGCAAAGUCUGUGACCAGCUCAAGGGCCACGUGAAGAAAGACGCAAUCGGGAUGUCGCUCAUCAAGGGGGUGGAUGAAGGACCAGACGGGCUCAGGCUGAUCUCAGACAUCAUCCACGAAAAGCUGGGAAUCGAGAUGAGUGUCCUCAUGGGGGCCAACAUCGCUAGUGAAGUGGCGGAAGAGAAGUUCUGCGAAACGACCAUCGGCUGCAAGAACCCGCAGCACGGGCUGACACUGAAGGAGCUGAUGCAGACGCCGAACUUCCGCGUGACGGUGGUGCAGGAGGCCGACACAGUCGAGAUCUGCGGGGCUCUCAAGAACGUUGUGGCUGUAGGAGCUGGUUUCUGUGAUGGGCUCGGCUACGGUGACAACACAAAGGCUGCUGUGAUCCGUCUGGGGCUGAUGGAGAUGAUCGGCUUCGCCAAACUCUUCUGUAAGGGCCCCGUCACCUCCUCCACCUUCUUGGAGAGCUGCGGGGUCGCUGACCUCAUCACCACCUGCUACGGGGGCCGCAACCGCAAGGUGGCCGAGGCUUUUGCCAAGACUGGGAAGACUAUUGAGCAGCUGGAGAAGGAGAUGUUGAAUGGGCAGAAGCUGCAGGGUCCCGCAACGGCUGCUGAGCUGCAUCGCAUCCUGAAAAUCAAGAAUGCCGUGGAAAAGUUCCCGCUCUUCACAGCCGUGUACCAGAUCUGCUACGAGGGCAAACCUGUCACCGAUAUCAUCAAGUGUCUCCAGAACCACCCCGAGCACAACUAAGUGGGCUCUGCCUGCAAAACCACGGAUCCUGCCGGGAUGAACAGGGAGCUCCUGCCCGCACCAGCCUGCUGCUGCUACAGCUUUGCGAGGAGUCCGGAUUUUCCGGGAGCCUUUGCCGCGUGCUGGAAGGGCAGAGGUUCCUUUUCUCAGCCCUGGGCACCGCCAGCCUGAGCAGAGGUACCUGCUGAUCUCCCUCUCUCUUCAACGGGCUCGUUUCGCUUCCGCCGCUGUGUCGGGUCUGCUGUGAGUGGGUCCGAGCAUCUUCCUCCCUUCAGUUUCUCUUGCUGUGAUGGAUUUGGUUCUUGGAGGGACUCUGCCAGGCCACCCUGCUCGACACAGGCUGUGCAGGGGACACUGCCUGUGAGCACAAAUUUGCUCUGAGCCCCACGGGGCCACCGUGCGCGGUACCAGCCCUUUCCUGCUUGCUGCUCUCGCUUUGGGCUUAAGUGUUUCGUGGAGAGGACGCAGUUCCCCGCCAGGUUCCAUCAGGGCGAGUGAAGCUCCUAUGGACUUUCAAAGGGGCUGAGAAUCGCUCUUCUUCCUAAGAAGCCCCAGCACAGUGUCAGUGGCUUCUCUGCCACCCUGUCGUGUGCUGCUUCCCCAGCCGCCACCAGCUGCCACUGCCCAGCGGAACAGCCAAUGCUUCACGUGCGGGGGCAGCCCCGCAGUGAGACUUUAUUUACUUUACUUUGAUUGUUUUGCUCUCAUAAUCAAACCUGGCCCCUGGGGAACUCCCCUGUUGUCACAGAUUUGCCUGUGCUGAUUCCAUGCCCGCCAGCCAUCCCCAGACAGCCCUUUGUCCCUCCUGUCAGUUUGUCCUCUGGCUUUGGCAACGCAGGGACCAACUGCCCCCACGUCCUUCUGAGCAGCUGGCAGAGCGUAACCCUUGGCAGCGCACCUGACAAAGGGUCAUGUUGCUUUUAGAUGAAUGAUCCACAGCAGCUUUUUGCCAUUUGCUCCAGUCUGUGCCUCAGCCUGGUCUUUGCUUCUACCUGUGGCCUUUUAGCAGCUGAGGAUGCAGGUUGCACAUUUAGUUUCCCCGCUGUCCCUCCUGUGAGGGUCUGGAAGCUGCACAAGGGGCAGCCAUGGACACGUGAGUACAGGGAGACCUCCAGCAUCACAGGAGGGGGCAGAGGUCUUGCGCCGUGCUUUUGAAACUCGCCCCUUGUCCGGCUGGGCACCACGUGCCUCUGAGGUUGGCUCCCUCGGCUCCUGUUUGCUCAGGCCAGCGUGUCCAGCUGGUCACUGAUCCCUGGCUGGGCUGGCGGGCUCGAGCUGCUGCAGGUCCCACUGUCCAAGCCCCAUUCUGGCUCCCAGUGCCGAUGUGUCUCUGACUCACCGUGUACUUCACGAACAUUUAAAAUAAUAAUAAACUCAGAGAGGAGAACGGAGACGCGCACCUUGCUCUGUGGCUCCUGUGCAUCAUUGUCUUUGGUUUGGUGGCUGCUGUGCUUGUCAAGGGCGCAGAGCGGGGCACCGCCAGCUCUGUCAUGGCUCUGCGCCCUUGUGUGCUGUCCCACAACCAGCAGGAAUGUCCCUGCUCAGUCACAACACACCACAGUGUCCCACUUGCCUUUUCCCAGCAGCAGUUCCAGUGUCAAGGCUUGGCUGCGGGACCAAAGAGGGUUGGGAUUGUGAUGUUGGACUGGGUACAGAAUCCUGGCUCUGCAGGAGCUGGGCCAGGACCCCACUGUGCCACACGUACCCCAGGUCUCCCCUUCCCUGAUGUCUUGGCUUCUUUGGACAUGCUGCGUUGUUUUAUUCAUCUCUUCCCAGCUGCUUUUCCCAGACUUGCCUCGUCCCCAUCUUUCUUUGAAAUACGCCUCGUACUGUGUGACCUUUGAGGACUCCUAGCCCUCCGCUCAGCCUCUUGCUAGGGGAAUUUAAUCUGCUGGCGCUGCAGUUGUUUCUGUACCUUUUAUUAGACAUGCUUUCUCACUAGGCACCCUACGACCUUUAAAUUUCACUGAGCUAUCGUACAGAAAGUAGCCAGCAUCGGCUUCCUCUGCUGAGGGACUUUAUUGAGGCUGGAGGAGGAUAAAGGAAGCCCAGCGUGUUCCUGCAGGGCUGGCACAACUUCUUAUUCCCUUUGUCUUGAAGCACGUCAGGAAUCCCAGCUCAAGUGUUUGGACGCGAGACUCAGAGAGGCGAGAGGGUCUCAGUUCUCCCUUGACGUGUUGCAGUCUCUCACCCUGGCUAAACUCAUGCCAGCACCUGCCCGAAGCUGCAGCAGGAUGCAGAGUUGUGUUUUGGAGUCGUGUUUAGCUGUUACCAGUGUUAGCUGUGGAAGUGCUUUGCACAUCCCUCCCGGUGUGGGUUUGUCCAGCGCUCGGUGCUGCCGGCAUCGCCGCAUCCCACACCCGCGCCACGUCUGCUGGAGCCCCAGCCCUCACCUGGGGCGGCCAACGCGCAGGUCUCUUGCUUUUAGACACCCCCCCUGCCUUGCAGCAGCGCCGGCGUUCACGAGCUAUAAAAAGUCUUCCCUUUGCCAUUUGGAGUUAAGUUCCGCAGCCUCAGCACAUCCAGGCGCUGCGGCCGCGGGAGCUGGGGAAGGGACCAGGGGGGUGGCCGGACUGUCACAGCCCCAGCGGUGACAGAGCCCUCGGAGCAGCGUGUGACAGAAUCCAAGUGCUGUAGGGAGCUCUGGGGAGAGAGCGGCCUCGCUGACACGGCUGCCGUGGCACUUCAAGGGGCAUGGCCGCCUCACGGGCUUGUGUGGGAGGGAGCGUGGGCUGGACCCCGGGAUCUGCAAUGAGGAGGCCUCAGGGCCUUCGCUCCAUCCCAGGCUGGAGUGCGGUGCUGAGGGGAGCAGGCGGGGGGGGCACAGCCCAUGGCCGCCAUGACCCAAAGGAGGGGUCUGGAGCAUCUUUCUGCUGAGGAGAAACUGAGAGAGCUGGGGCUGUUUGACCGGAGAAAAGAAGCUGAGAGGGAUCUGAUCAAUAGGAUCAAUAUCUUUACAAUUCCAUUCUGUGAGAUCUGAGCCUGUUCAGCUUGGAGAAGCUGAGAGGGAUCUGAUCAAUAGGAUCAAUAUCUCUAUGAUUCCAUUCUGUGAGAUCUGAGUCUGUUCAGCUGGAGAAGAGAAGCUGAGAGGGCUCUUCUUAUUGAUGCUGAUCAGUAUCUCAGGGUGGGUACCAGCGGAUGGACCAGACUCUGUUCAGUGGUGCCCAGUGCCAGGGUGAGGGGCAACGGGCACAGACAAACACAGGAGGCUCCAUCUGAACACGAGGAGAAACGUCUUUGCUGGGAGGUGCCAGAGCCUGGCCCAGGCUGCCCAGAGCGGGUGUGGAGUCUCCUUCUCUGAGACAUUCAAACCCGCCUGGACCGACCCUGUGCGAUCCACUAAGGUGACCAGAUGAUCCCCAGAGGUCCCUUCACCCCAAUUCUGCGGGUCUGUGACAGCGCGGCAGCGCCACCUCCCCCCGCCAGGGGGCGCUCUCUGAGGAGCUUUCCCGCCUCCGCGGACUCCACCUCCCGGCAGGCACAGUGAUCCCUCACGUGACACCCGGGGGCGGGGCGCUGACCGGAAGCGGAGCGGAGCCGCGCGGGUGUUACCGGAGCUGAGGCCGCAGGCGCAGCCAUGGUGUCCGGCAAGCAGCUGGCCGAUUUCGGCUACAAGGCGUUCUCCGGCUCCAUGAUGCUGCUGACGGUGUACGGCGGGUACCUGUGCAGCGUCCGCGCCUACCGGCUGCUCCAGCGCCGCCGGGAGCGGCAAACGGCCCCUGGGUCCGGCAGCUGAGGGCGCCCCGGAGCCGGUACCGCCCUUCCCGGCUGGGGGCAGCGGGGAAGCACCAAUAAAACCGUGUGAAAACCCGCAA